AUGGGCGUCGACGCCUUUUUUAGCACGAACAAGGAGAUCAAUGCAGGAGGAACGAAGUAUGCAGACUUUAUGAAGGACUGGAUCGUCAAAGCUAUGCAGGCCACAACUCAGAUCCCGGGAGGCAACUCCAGCACCCAUCCCAUUAACGGUGGUCCGAACAACCCCGGUAUCAAGCCUCCCAAUGUCACUGUCUGGUCUGUACCCGCCCAAAUGAAAGCUGUGAUGUACGAGCUCCGGCCAAAUCAGCCCGCCGACGUGCAAGGCAACAACGCAAUCUCGGUCUCGAUUUCUUGUCCAAAGCCGAAGGAGACAGCCAACCUCUGUGCCGUCGCUGGCUCCCUCAUCGCACUCGCAGCUGCCGUCCUUGGCGUGUUCACCGAGGGCAUCACGACCUCUCUUUUAGGGGCUGUGGGGGCAACAGCUGGUGCAGGUGGCGCAGGUUGCGGUGCUGCCACCAGUUAA
Molecule: messenger RNA, 462 nt
Organism: Acaromyces ingoldii
Lineage: Eukaryota; Fungi; Basidiomycota; Exobasidiomycetes; Exobasidiales; Cryptobasidiaceae
Exons: 1
Coding region: 1-462 (153 amino acids)
Source: RefSeq, a predicted model, not a curated record